Messenger RNA from Engraulis encrasicolus (European anchovy), 2336 nucleotides. It is a transcript of the gene trpv6, whose product is annotated as transient receptor potential cation channel, subfamily V, member 6. The transcript has 17 exons. Gene Ontology annotation, cellular component: plasma membrane. NCBI's taxonomy places the organism in Eukaryota, Metazoa, Chordata, Actinopteri, Clupeiformes, Engraulidae. The coding region runs from base 137 to 2323 and encodes 728 amino acids. Gene Ontology annotation, biological process: calcium ion import across plasma membrane. Gene Ontology annotation, molecular function: protein binding; calcium channel activity. The record is from RefSeq and is a predicted model, not a curated record.
CCAGUGAGUAUGUUCUCUUUUAAGGCCAACAAUUGGCUGUAGCCUACGGAUCAUUUCAUUUGGAUAUAUUCCAGUGAGGUGUGGGGACAGGUAAAUCCAUUUGUCUUAGUAGUUUUUUCCUCCUCCACCCGAGGCCAUGUCUCCGGCCUUGGCCCGCUCCGCUCCGGCGGAGAUCAACCACUGGUGGAGCCACCUGAGGUUUCGCCUCCAGAACAAGAAAGGCUGGAAUGAGAUGCUCGACGAGACGUUUCUCCUGCAAGCUCAACAGAUAAACACUAUUCCCCUGUUCUUUGCUGUAAAGGAGAAUAAUGUUGGGUGCAUCAAGAAACUCCUGAGCUGUGCUUCAACAAACGUAUUUGAAAGAGGUGCCCUGGGUGAGACUGCGCUACAUGUCGCUGCCCUUAGUGAUAACCUGGAUGCAGCUGUAGCACUAAUGGAUGUAGUUCCAGAACUCAUCAAUGAGCCGAUGAACUCCGACCUUUAUCAAGGUAUGACGGCUCUUCACAUCGCCGUGGUGAACCAGAAUGUGAAUCUGGUGCGAGAGCUGAUCAGACGCGGAGGCGACGUGGCCACACCGCGCGUCACGGGAAUGUACUUCCGAAAGAGACGAGGUGGUCUCUUAUAUUUCGGGGAGCACAUCCUGGCUUUUGCCUGCUGCGUGGGCAACGACGAGAUCAUCAAUAUGUUAAUUAACAAUGGUGCAAACAUCCGCGCCCAGGAUAGUCUCGGUAAUACCAUCUUACACCUCCUGGUCUUGCAGCCCAACAGGACUAUCGCCUGCCAGGUGGUGGACCUUCUCUUGUCCCGUGAUGCAGAGACAGACCCCUCGCUCCCUCUGGACAUGGUCCCCAACUAUCGCGGGGUCACGCCCUUCAAACUCGCCGCCAAGGAAGGCAACACAGUGGCAUUUCAGCAUCUUGUGAACCGCAGAAGGAUUGUGCAGUGGAACCUAGGACCCUUGUCGUCUAACCUUUAUGACCUUACAGAGAUCGACUCUUCGGCAGAUGACGUGUCCGUCCUGGAACUAAUAGUAGGCAGCCAAAAGAGAGAGGCUAGAAGAAUUUUAGAGGUCACCCCCGUCCGGCAACUGGUCAGUCUGAAAUGGAAUCUCUAUGGGAAACAUUACUUCAGGUUGUUGCUGCUGUUUUAUCUGCUGUACAUAGGAACCUUCACACUUUGCUGUGUGCAUCGCCCUCUAAAGGACAUUCCAGAGAACUACACCCUAGAGGAAAAUGAUAAAACUGUGAAAAUUCAAAAGACCCUGAAGGAGAGUUAUGUCACCUACAAUGACCGCCUGCGUUUAGUUGGAGAGAUCAUCAGUGUUCUGGGGGCACUUCUCAUGCUCUUUCUUGAGAUUCCAGACAUGCUCCGAGUUGGAGCGAAGCGCUACUUCGGCCAGACAGCACUUGGUGGGCCUUUCCAUGUCAUUCUGAUCGUGUACGCCGCCCUGGUGGUGAUCUUGUGUGUACUGCGGGCCACAGAGACUCCUGGUGAGUCUGUGCUCAUGGCUAUCUGCCUUGUGCUGGGCUGGUCCAACGUCAUGUUCUUCGCUCGCGGCUUCCAGAUGCUGGGCCCGUACGUCAUCAUGAUACAGAAGAUCAUAUUCGGGGACUUGACCAAGUUCAUGUGGCUGACUUUCAUUGUGCUGAUAGGGUUUUCCACAGCACUAUGGAUGGUGUACAUGACCCAGGAGGAGCUGUCCCUGCCCUCCUACACCUCCUUCCCCAUCACCCUCUUCUCCCAGUUCGAGCUGAGCGUGGGCCUGAUCGAUCUGCCGGUGGACCACGAGCUGAAGACGCCGGCCAUCGUGCACGUGCUGCACUGCUGCUUCUCCGUGGUCUCCUACAUCCUGCUCCUCAACCUGCUCAUCGCCAUGAUGAGCGACACACACUGGCGCGUGGCCCAGGAGAGGGACGAGCUCUGGAGAACGCAGGUGGUUGCCACCACCUUGAUGUUGGAGCGGAGGCUGCCUCAGUGGCUUUGGCCUCGCCUCGGGGUCAACGGGCUCCUGUACGGCCUGGGGGAGCGAUGGUUCCUGAGGGUGGAGGAUCGCAAUGACCCUAUGGUUCACAAGAUCCGUCGAUACAUUGGUGCCUUCGCAAAAGAUGACGACCAAGCCAAGGAUAAGCAGGAGCCACAGAAGACUGACACCUCUGCGGACGAAUUGCCUGGAGAGGCCCCUGCCAAGGUCAUAAUGAGAGGCGGGGCUAACCUCAACAGGAGGUCGCUAUGGGCAUGGCAGAAGAUUCGACAGAGCACUUUGUUUUUUGACACAGAGAAGGACAGCCAUUAUGAUGACGGACAAGAAGUUCAAUAUGUCUGACACCAAGUCACGU